CCAUACAAAUGCUCAACGUGUAAAAUUUGCUCCCCAACUUCAGUAGCGGUGCCUGGCAACAAAAAACAACUUUUUAGAAUGGCCAAGUUUGUGAUUGCAGGCAGGGCAAAUUGUCCUUAUUAUGCAAAAGUGGAGCUCCUUGCAGACGAGCUGGAUGCCACCCUGCAAGAUUUCUCUGUACACAAGAUUGUGAAACAGCCAGCAGAAUGGGAGGAUUGGUUGCAGCAACAAUGCAAGCAGAACAACUGGUCAUUCAAGAAAUCACCAAUUGUUUGGAGAGAACUUCUUGAUAGAGGUGGAGCAGGAGUUCUCAUAGGCGGAUCCAAUGAAUUCCAAGAAUAUGCCUACAGCUACUAUGGGGUCUCAUCUGAGCAAAUGAGCAGUGACAUGACCAAAAUUGCAUCCGAGAAUUUAGAAACAAAGAUUAUCAUGGAUGCAGAGGAACAACAUAGACUAAGCCGUAGUACGCCCCUCCAAGUUUGCAUCACAAAUUCCUCCAGCCCCAUAGCAUACCACAUGGUCAAUGAGAUAGCAAGAGGAGAUGUGCUUGGCCAUGACAAUGAGGUUAGCAUUAGACUCUUGACAAAACCAGAAGACAAGGACUAUGUGGAGGGACAGUGCAUGGAGGUGUUUGAUCUAGCUUGUCCGUUGCUAAGGGGUGUGAAGGUUUACACAGAUGCCACAGCAGCUCUAACUGGUGUACAUGUUGCAGUGUUUCUAGAUGAGUUCUGUCUGAUGGAAGAAGAGAAUGCCAAGCUUGGUGGAGUCAGCCAGGAAGGAUGUGCCCAGUUUGCUCUAUAUGGACGCAUUCUCAACCAGUAUGCAGAACAAGAUGUCAAGGUUUUGAUCGGUGGUAGAGGCAAAUUGAACUUUUCUGCACUAAUGCUCAAACACAAUGCUCCAAGGAUCGCCCGACAGAACAUCAUCAUAACCCCACGACUCCAGGAGAAUCGAGCCAAGGCAGCAAUUGCUAGGAAGAUCAACGUCAACACUGCAGGUGUGGCCGAUUUGAUCAUCUGGGGAAACAUCGGUGGUAUUACUCAUUUUGACAUCUCCCAGGCUCGUGUGUACAAGUAUGAGGGGGCCAUCUGGGGUCCAUCUUCGUUCUCUAGGCCCGUGACAGAGGUUGUUCAUGAUGAAAAGUGGCUCCAGACAGAGUAUCCUCAGCUUCUCCAGAACCACCCUGAUGCCCUUGCAACCAUGCUGAAUCACAAGGUUGCUAUGUCAGAGGCGCAUGCCCUGACCAGUAUUCUCACCCACUGGUACAAUGGCUCUCCUGAUAAAGAAAUAUUCUCACUUGGUGUUUACUCAGAUGGUUGGUAUGAUUUGCCUGUGGACAUCUUCUUCUCCCUUCCGGUCAAGUUCCAGAAAGGCGCCUGGGAGGUUGUCCAGGAUCGUCAGGUCACAACUGAGAUUCGGGCCCAGCUAGAUCAGAUCACGAACGAGUUGAUCCAUGAGAGGUACGUCAUCUUCCCCCCACCCAAAGCAGAUACCCCUCCCCCAGAACCUUCCACAGAGGAGGAGCCAACUCCAGUGGAGGAUGCAGACAAGGUGUUCGGCGAGGGGGAGAAGGAGAAGGAGAAGGAAGAAUCCUCGGGAACGGAAGGUGAAACGUCUUCAUCGCAGGAGUCAAGGUCUGGGAACCUCUCAAGGAUUGCGGAGGAAUCAGAAAGCGAUGGCACCAAAGGGAGGCCUGGGAGUCAAUCUGAGGUAGAAAAAUCUAAACCAGCUACACCUCAGGCAGCUGAAGCUGUUUAGAUACCGGACGAUUGAUCUUUUGGAUAUACAUGUAUUUUGUUUGUAAACACAAACCUUGAAGCUCUACAUGCAGAAUAUAAACUGUCCUUCAAUUAUAUCGAGUCACUGUAUUUCUAGAUUCUAAACAUUCUCAAUACCAUAACGUUAUGAUAACAUUAGAAAUCAACUAGCUAGGUCCAUUCAGGUUCCAGCCUUGCAUUGACCUUACACCAUUGAUAACAUGAUGAAAAGAAUUCCUGAGAAAUGAAGAUUAUUGUCAAUCCUUUGUAAAAAAGAAAGUGUUAUGGUAUUACAAUCGGAUAAUUGCAUUAUAUCAAGAGUACUCAUUGAUAUGUUGGAAUUGUCAUUUAGUAUACUUCAGAGAUUGCUAUACCUUCUUUGUUUUUAUGUAUAUUGAUUAGAAGAAAACUAUGAUUUGAUAACUUCAACACUUGCAUUAUGCAGUCUGUAUGGAACGUAUAGAUGUUGUUGAUAUGUGUUGCUCACACACAAUUAUCAAUAUUGUUAGGGUAGAGAAUAACAGCCUGUUUUGAUUGAGAUGUGUGGACUCAUAUUAUAAUGCACUAUUCCAAUUAUGCUUUGCCAUUAGAAACCUAUAUUUCUGCAUAUUGAAAACGGUUUUCACAACUCUUUUUUCAAGUUGAUUUACAUGUAAGUUCACAGUAUUACAAGUAGAUAGUAUAUUGCAAUCAGAAAUCAUAAUCAUUAAUUGUUGUUUCUUAUAAAAGGUGCAAAACAAUUGUGCCCACUAAGCUGAGGAAUAUAUUUUUCUGUAUUCUAUACCACCAAAAUUUGUGCUAACUUGUGCUUUCUCAAUCUGCAUUCUAUGUGCCCAUUAUACCACUUUGAAAUGAAUUGUAUUAAUAGAAAAAAUUUCAAACUAGUUAACAAAGAGUAUGGAUUUACAGAUAAACCUAUAUUUGUAAACGAGAGCAUGUAAAUACUAUUGUUAAAUUAAUAGUAAUGUUUGGUGCACGAAAUAUAUUAGUAUGUACAGUUUGUAUGCUGACAUGCCCUUAUCAUCAAAUGAGGAAAUUGUAAAUAAGAUUAUAUUUCUCUUUAUGUAUAUAUCACUUUUUAUUUGUCAAACAAAAUACUAAAACCUAAAGAAGAAAAAAAACAGGUAUUAAAGAAUCAUAUCAGGCAUUGUAAAUUUAAGGCAAGAAUAAAUGACAGCUUGAUUAAAAAAAAAACUGAUUUUAGAAAAAAAUACUUGUACUUUUGUUUUUAAUGCUAACAAGUAUUGUAUUCAUAGCAUAUUACCAGUACCUAAUCCAGUUUAAAAAAUAUAACUACCAAGAACGCAUUUGCUUUAUUCAUAUUUAUUAAAAUGGGGAAUUUCUAAUUCAGAAUAUUUCCCCUACUGUAUGGUUGUUUUAUUAUUCAUGUAGAUAAAGCAUUUCUAACUGUAGCUUAGACUGUGGGGUGCUUUGAUACUUAACUUUGUUGAUUGCUAAUUUCAGAAAUGUCAUUGCUUGUCUGGUGCUUUUUCCCUAUGAAAUUAUUUUUUUAAUUGAUCUGUUGGAUGCCAAAAGCUUCUUAUAUCUAGUCUACCUGCAACUUAAGCCAUCAUUAUAUUUUUUUUUCCAUAUUUGUUUCUUUCAUACCAGUUUGCACAUAUCAGCUCUUCAGCUUUUUUUCCUCCUUGCUUUUUUUGGUAACAAAGAUGGAGCAGUUUGUUUCAUUUGAGUUUGGAAUAAAUGUUGGUCAGAGUGUCAUGAAA
Molecule: messenger RNA, 3481 nt
Organism: Strongylocentrotus purpuratus (purple sea urchin)
Lineage: Eukaryota; Metazoa; Echinodermata; Echinoidea; Camarodonta; Strongylocentrotidae
Gene: mdh1b
Product: putative malate dehydrogenase 1B
Exons: 4
Coding region: 79-1758 (559 amino acids)
Biological process (GO): oxaloacetate metabolic process; tricarboxylic acid cycle; malate metabolic process
Molecular function (GO): L-malate dehydrogenase (NAD+) activity
Source: RefSeq, a predicted model, not a curated record